This is a messenger RNA of Kalmanozyma brasiliensis GHG001, 522 nucleotides long. Its product is annotated as protein of unknown function DUF202. The record is from RefSeq and is a predicted model, not a curated record. The transcript is spliced from 4 exons. Lineage: Eukaryota; Fungi; Basidiomycota; Ustilaginomycetes; Ustilaginales. Bases 1 to 522 code for a protein of 173 amino acids.
AUGUCGGCAGUACUGCGGCCUGUCAAGGCGGCCCUGAACCGAGUUCAUGGAGCGUUCAGUCUCGAACUGCAGAACGAGGGCAGCGUUGCCCGCGAUCACCUUGCAUCGGAAAGGACCUUCCUCGCAUGGCUCCGGACGAGUCUCAGUCUGGUCAGCAUCGGCAUCGCUGUGACACAGCUCUUCCAGCUCCCGUCGCUGGUCGGAACACCACAACACCCGCAGCCAGGGCUCGCUUUUCCACAAGACCCCGUACUCGACUGGUCCGACACAGCGCCCCAUAUCUUGCUCUCCCAGCGACUGGCCAACAUCGCAAAGCUAGGCAAGCCAUUAGGCGGCUCGUUCAUCCUCCUCGGCGUUUGCGCUCUUCUGCUCGGAUGCUACCGCUACUUUGCAGUACAGGCCACGCUCGUACGCGGCAAGUUUAUACCCUCUAGAGUCGGAAUUCUGACCAUUUCAUUACUUGUCGGCGCACUCGUGGUUGCAGCGACGGCUGUGAUCCUUGCAGGGCGGCACACAUACUAA